Messenger RNA from Epithele typhae, 1188 nucleotides. RefSeq names its product glycoside hydrolase family 105 protein. Gene Ontology annotation, biological process: carbohydrate metabolic process. The record is from RefSeq and is a predicted model, not a curated record. Bases 1 to 1188 code for a protein of 395 amino acids. Lineage: Eukaryota; Fungi; Basidiomycota; Agaricomycetes; Polyporales; Epitheliaceae. The transcript is spliced from 6 exons.
AUGUUGUCUCUCGGUUCGCUGCUGGUCUCAACACUGCUCCUUCUGGGCAACCUUCGGGCCUCUUUUGCCAAACCAUCUUCCUAUGCGGUGUGGGCAGCAGACUCGGCCAUCACUCGGGGUCAAGGCAACGGCUAUGACGACUACAACGACCCGACCAAGCCCGUGGUCUCGUACGAGCAUGGAGAGCUCCAGUGGGGCCUCAUGCGACUCUACUCGGAGACCGGGAACAAGACGUACUACGAUUACAUUCUAGACGCCUCCAAUGUGAUUGUGUAUGACAACGGUAGUAUCAUCAGCGACUACUCCUUCUCGGAUUACUCAUUAGACCCUGUUCGUACGGGCCCAACAUUUGUCUAUUUGUAUCAGAAAACAAGGGAUAAGAAGUGGAAAACGGCGGCAGACACCUACCACACGCAGCUGAUGAGCCACCCCCGGACUGCCCAAGGGCAAUUCUGGCACAAAAAGCGUUACCCGAACCAAGGCUGGCUCGAUGGAAUCUACAUGGGCGACGUUUUCUACACCACUUACGUCAACGAGUUCCAGCCCACGAACUCCUCUGCAUACGACGACAUCGAGCUCCAGUUCAAGCUCAUGUACGAGAACACCCUCGUGGCAUCCACCCACCUCCUUUACCACGGCUACGACUACUCGCACACCGCCUCCUGGGCCUCUUCGGACCGCGGGCACUCGCCCGAGGUCUGGGACCGCGCCAUAGGCUGGUACCUCAUGGCCCUCGUCGACAUCAUCGAGAUCUGGCCCGCGCACCGCAGCGACGCGACCUUCCGCACGCAGCUCAAGUCCUUGGCGCCCGCGGUCGCCGCCGCCGCGGACCCGGACCACGGCGUGUGGUGGCUCGUGCUGAGCCAGGCGGGGAGGAGCGGGAACUACUUCGAGAGCUCGGGCGCGGCGAUGUUCGUGUACGCGCUGCUCAAGGGCGUCCGGCUCGGGUACCUCGACGACGCGGACGGGAGCCUGACCGCGGCGGCGAGCAGGGCGUUCGAGUACAUGGUCGCGAACUGGGUCGUCGACAAUGGGGACGGGACCAUGGACUGGCUCAACACGGUCUCCGUGGGCAGUCUCAGCGGAGAUGGGUCGUUCGCGUACUACAUCGCGCAGACGGUGAGGACGAACGACCUCAAGGGUCAGGCGGCGUUCUUGCUCGCAGCUCUCGAAUACGAGAAGCUGUAG